UUUCUACAUUUUUGAUUCUUAAAAGUUCGACUCUUGUAGAUUUGGAUUUCCGGGUUUUAUGUUAAAACUUACUAUUUUUUCGGUUCUAGUUACCCAUAUUGUUGGUCUUUACUGAAACUGUCUGGUUUUAAAAGCAGUUGUCGUAACAUCUGGCGCACGAUGGAUAGCGAUAGUGAUCAUGAGCGUGAAGAACCUGGCGGUCGUUUCUACGGCACUACUCGAGUGUUUAUGUCAGCAAACACCGUGAAAAAGCCCUUGUUGGAUUUGCCCUUUAACUGGGCCGUCAUCGAAUCAGGCGCUGAUAUGGUGAAACUCGGAUUUCCCUCCACUAUGUUACAGUCUCCGUGGGCAAUAGCCACCACGAUAACAAUAACUGCAACUGCAAGCGCCGCGAAAGCAGGACGCAACGUCCAUUCAAUCAUGGAUUUCCAGAAUAAUCCUGUAUUUAAUUCGGAAAAGGCAUAUAAUCUCGCUGAGGAGCGCAUUCGCCAGGUUUUGAAGGAGCCUGUACAACUGAAGAUGCACAUGCUGAAGAAGGUUGUUCCGAAAUUCUUUGAGUCGUUGAAGGCAGGAAGCGCCGUGUUCUACGACACGGUGUAUCACUUGCGACUGCUGGAAGUGGUUUUCAACUACAUUUAUUCAGACGUCACGCGAAUCCGGGAAAUCCCUGAAUGUCUGUACAAAGUCUUUUCAUGCGGUGAUAUGAAAGACACUCAAGUUAUGCGGUUCGGGCUUUUUCUGCUGCGUGGUGGUUUUGACAUUAGCCUGUACGAAGAGAUGGUGUGUCCUCGUGGCAUGGACUUGAUGAAAGUUAAUCAUAUUGUGGGAAAAAAUUGGAAGGUUUCGUUGGCACAUCAAAGCCCGUCUACUACAAUGUGGAACAGCAUGUGGCCUCAGUAUUGGUUCCACUGAUUUUACUGGGUCAGCGACCGGUUGCUAUGAAAAUCGCCGAUAGCCUGGGAUAUCCACGAUUGUGUGAAGAACUAGCACAGGGAGGGAGCAAGGUGUUUGUAGGGCCUCCCUCAGCGGUUUUGGGAAACGUUUACCGUCUGCUCCGUGAUACUCGUCGCAUGACAAAGCUGCGUCUGCAUGACUCGCGCACAAUGCCUGAAAUUCCACAUGUAUGGAAAUGCACUGGAUGUGAUUUCGAGGGAACUCAAUGGAUGUUUUUGGCUCACUUCAAAGCCAGCCACAAGGGCGAGGAAUAUCGAGCUUGUGAGCAGUGCGGCGUGCCAUGGCUGACUGGAGGACAUGAUGAUGACUUCGAUAACGUGAACUACUGGAAGCAUAGAGUUGUCUGCCCCAGUAUCAAAGCUGUCUACGACUGCCGUGUCGCUAUCGGCUCCAACUUUCGUAAGCCCAAAGGACCCUGGAUUUCCACGAUGAUGUUAGGCGUUUACAAGAACGGCCGGCAGGUUGUGCCACCGACCACGGAGUACAUCUUAAGUGUCCAACCGGGCCGUCCUGUCCACUCCGUUUACUUCUCCUGGCGCUUGGCUGGCCCUUCAAAGGCGGUUGUCCAUGAAUCCGAGGAUUCCGACACGGAAAGUGUGGCGUCCAAUGAAAGCGUGACCUCCGCUGACACCGAAACGUCCGCCGACAGCUUGACCACAGUGGUGUCUUGCAACAGUGCUGCCACGGCUGUAAGCACUGAAAGCGCCAACACAGUCCACUCGGGCGGAAGCGUGCAAAGCCGGGGAAGCGUGUGGCAAGAGCGGAUGACUCUCUACUACGAAAAUCAUUAUUUCUAGGAUAUCCAUGGAUUGAUGUGUUAACUGGCGUCUCACUACAAAUAGUUCAAGGAUUUCCGGGGGAUUGUUUUGUCAUUGAUUUGAAUAGGCGUUACUGCACCUUUUUGAUAGUGAAAUCAUUUUUGCGUGGAUUUCCAUGAAUGCAUUACUGAAAUAAGAUUUUUAUCCACCCGGGGAAGUCCAGAUAUUGUUUGUACACUUUAGUUCUAACGGUCACGCAGUCUGCUGUACAGUGCUCGUGGUUUGAUUACUUUUACAUAGUGA
Messenger RNA from Paramacrobiotus metropolitanus, 2015 nucleotides. RefSeq lists its product as uncharacterized. Lineage: Eukaryota; Metazoa; Tardigrada; Eutardigrada; Parachela; Macrobiotidae. The record is from RefSeq and is a predicted model, not a curated record. Bases 939 to 1751 code for a protein of 270 amino acids. The transcript is spliced from 8 exons.